Messenger RNA from Alternaria arbusti, 1656 nucleotides. RefSeq lists its product as uncharacterized. The transcript has 5 exons. Gene Ontology annotation, molecular function: metalloendopeptidase activity. Lineage: Eukaryota; Fungi; Ascomycota; Dothideomycetes; Pleosporales; Pleosporaceae. Gene Ontology annotation, biological process: proteolysis. Bases 1 to 1656 code for a protein of 551 amino acids. The record is from RefSeq and is a predicted model, not a curated record.
AUGAAGUGGUCUAUUAUUCCAUUCCUGGCUUUCUUGGCCACCUACAUUCAUGCCGCGCCAGUCGGCACCGAAGCGGCUGCUCCCAAUCCAGUAGCCGAGCGCUAUUUCGAGGACCAAUGCGACAGUUUCCAGCGCGCAGCUAUUGAAACGGCACAAGUUCAGUGCGUGGAACUAGCAUCGCACGCUGCCAGAGCCGCAUAUGAAGACCCCAGGUUCCCGGCCUACUUCCACUCGGAUUCGACAGGCAUCAGGGUGAAGGUUGCUUCCCGUUUCCACGCAAUAGCAAAGGAAUGCGCCAAGCCACGCCUGAGUUACCACUGUUUUGACCGUCACAACCAGUGUGGGACCGAGAACGUGGCAUUCUAUACGGGUGAGGGCGUGGUAUUCUAUACGGGUGGGGGCGGCUAUGUGACGAUCUGCCCACCCUUCUGGGGCAUGCCGCUAGUGAACCUGGCAGGUUACGGCGGGGACCGGGGCACCGUACUUCUACACGAGUUAACGCACAGUCCAGAGGUUUAUAAGCCUGGCACGAAAGACUUGGCGUAUGGCUUCUAUAACUCGACGGAGCGAUUAAAGACGACCGAGGCGGCGCUGAGCAAUGCAGAUUCUUUCGUGGUGUUCGCACAGGACGUUCUUUAUGACUCCUACUCAUCAAAUGGGCGGGCGAUUGGCGUUCAGCUCACUGCCGCGGGUAACUCCGCCGUCAAGGUCGUAGUGACGAACAACGGCGAUAUGGCUUUGAACCUUCUCAGGAGAACCACUCUCUUCGAUGAGAAGCUACCCAUCGAGCGCAUCUCGAUGUUCGCUAGCAACAGUUCUAUCAAGGUUCCUUUCGAAGGCAUCAGCAGGGUUCACCUUGAUACCGACAACCUAUCCGCAGACGACUUCCUUGUUCUUGGAGCUGGAGACAAGAAAGAGUUGACGAUUGAAGCUGCCUCUCUACACGAUCUCAGCAACGGCGGAAGCUUCGAUGUGUUCGCAAACGGCAUGCUGCAAUACGCCAACACCAACUCGACCGAGCUUGUUGGCCAUCUCCAAUACAGCUCCAACAAGCUCAGCAUCACUGUCAACGGUACCAAAGCGGCUACUCACAAGCCAGUAGCCGAACGUGCAGCCGAUCCCUACUUUUGCCAACGCUUCAUAGCUUUCAUGAAUGAUAAAAUCGCCGAGGCACAAAAGAACUGCCAAAAGCUAGCAUUGGGAGCUGCAGCUGCAGCUCGAGCCGGCCACCGCCAUCUCGAAACCUUCUUCCACUCGUCAACAUCAGCUACGAAAGCUGAGGUUUCCGCCCGAUACACCGCAAUAGCACAGGAAUGCGCUAAACCUAGUGCAAGCUUGAAUCUCUACUGUCAUGACCGUCUCGGCCAUUGUGACGGUAACCUCGCAUACUACGGCCCGCAUGGUCUCGGCAUCACGUUCUGCGCUGGUUACUGGGACAAGCCGGCAGUAGCGGAAGGGCAAUGUUCAGCCAAGGAUCAGGGCAAUUUACUUCUGCACGAGAUGACGCAUUCUUCAGAGGUGUAUAGCCCUCCUACCAAGGACUGGGCUUAUGACUACUGGCCUUCCGUUAAGCUGUCUUCCAGGAAGGCACUGAACAACGCAGAUUCGUUCAAGCUGUUUGCAAACCGUAAGCUGAUGUCCUUAUACGACCGAUGA